This is a messenger RNA of Colletotrichum navitas, 375 nucleotides long. RefSeq lists its product as uncharacterized. The record is from RefSeq and is a predicted model, not a curated record. The transcript has 2 exons. Lineage: Eukaryota; Fungi; Ascomycota; Sordariomycetes; Glomerellales; Glomerellaceae. The coding region runs from base 128 to 316 and encodes 62 amino acids.
UGAGAGCGACUUGAGUAACGACUAUGAAGAACUCGUGGUAGGAUAGGCCCCAGGAUUGAUCCCCGCCAUAACUCCUUCCAAGCUCCUUCAGACUAAACAAUUCCAUGGAUAUUCAUUCGUGCGAGUAAUGCGAAAGGCGCUCGUCACAUCCAUCUCGAUUCGGCAAGCCCCUUGCAUGAUGCAGCAUUCGCUCCCCUCUGUUGCUGUUGAAGAAGCUUCUUCCCAAGGUGCUUGGCGCCGGGUAUCUAAUUCCCUUACCACCAAUAGGCAUGCUUCACCCAUUGGUGUCGGUACCUGCGGGGAUGAAAUACAGUGAGGGGGCCUGAGCCUGUCCAACGCUUAGGCAUGAACUAGUGCGGGGCUCUUCAACCGAGC